AUGGCAGGAUGCCCCAGGAACAGACUCCACUGCACCAUUCUUGAGAUGUUGCAGCUUCCAGAAGUCCACAGUGCUAAUUAGGGACCUGUGGGAUCUUGUUCACCUAAUGGAGAAAUAGGUCUGAAGUGGAUGGCCGUGAGAAUGAAGCAGGCUAUCUGCCAGGAUGCCUCAGCCACCAUCAAGACUUUUGUGUGCAGAGAAACAGGAUUUAAGAGGGGAGGGAUUGAAAGGGUGUGGAAGCCACUGGGUUCAGUCAUCCAUUCAAUCCACAUUUUUUGACCACCCGCUAUGUGCUAGGCCCUGUGCUUACACUCAGGAUUUAAUAGAAAAGAAAUUAUUGAACCUCACUGGGCUGAUAGCGUUUCAGGGGAGAGAGAAGUGAAUAUGGUUAUACAUGAGGGUGAUUAGUGCCAAAUUGGGGGAAGCAAAGUGGGUGGGGUGUGUGUGCUGUGGAAGCCCAAGAAAAAGCACCUGAUUCAGUCAGGGACAAUCAGGGAAGGAUACCUGGAAGAGGUGACACCUAAGCCAAGGCCUGAUGAACAUAUACGAAUAUUUUUGGCAAACGGGGAUGCUGAAGUGAGGGAAAAAAUGCCUCUAAAGAACACCUGAGCAAAGACUCUGGAAUGAGAAUGAGUUUAUCCCAGCACUAAGAGAUGUUCAAAAGUACUGAGUAAGGAGUGAUGGGGAGAAGGGCAGAGUCAGACCUCACAGGGCCCUGGAGACCAGGCUAAGGAGCAUGGCUUUGUUUUGAGGACACUGAGAAACCACGGAACGGUUUUGGGCAGGGAAAUGUGUUAUAGUUAUUGAUGGUUGUAUAAAUCCAUAGAGCUUCUAUUUUUCUAAUGGACUAUUUUUUAGAACAGUUUUAAAUUCACAGCAACAUUGAGAAGAAAGUACAUGAGUUCCCACCUAUCCCUCACCCACCAACAUAGCCUCCCCGACCAUCAACAUUACAAUAGAUGAACUAACAUUGAUACAUCAUUAUCAACCAAAGUUCAUAGUCUACAUUCGGGUUCGCUCUUGGUACUGUACAGCCCAUGGUUUUUGACAAAUGUAUGAUGACAUGUAUCCACCAUUAUAAUAAUGUACAGAAUAAUUUCACUACCCUAAAAGCCCUCCAACUCCCAUGGAACCUUUUUAAAGGAAAGAUUUCUGGGUUUCUCUCUCAGAUCUAUAGAACUGGAAUCCUUAUAGGUAAGACCCAGGAAUUUGCAUAUUAAUGUUUCCCCCACCUAUCUCCAUAUGGAGGGUGAAAUUUAGAUAGCUAAUCCAAGCCAUGGUCUGUCUGCAGAAACUUCUGGAUGAUGUAAUAUCUAAGGCCUCUUCUCUGUCUUGGCCUGGAAAUCCACUUCCAGUUGAUUUUAGAAAUAACCAAGCAGUUCUCAUGGGACCCCGGUGGUCUUCCCUGAACGAUUAGUGUUGAGAAAAGAUC
Molecule: messenger RNA, 1432 nt
Organism: Macaca mulatta (Rhesus monkey)
Lineage: Eukaryota; Metazoa; Chordata; Mammalia; Primates; Cercopithecidae
Source: RefSeq, a predicted model, not a curated record